Pseudopipra pipra is the source of this 2475-nucleotide messenger RNA. RefSeq names its product amyloid-beta A4 precursor protein-binding family A member 1-like. Gene Ontology annotation, molecular function: amyloid-beta binding; protein binding. The record is from RefSeq and is a predicted model, not a curated record. Gene Ontology annotation, cellular component: cytoplasm; plasma membrane; dendritic spine. The transcript is spliced from 12 exons. Lineage: Eukaryota; Metazoa; Chordata; Aves; Passeriformes; Pipridae. Gene Ontology annotation, biological process: chemical synaptic transmission. The coding region runs from base 19 to 2475 and encodes 818 amino acids.
UACACACCAGAACUUUCCAUGAACUAUUUGGUCGUACCAUCUGAGGUGGAGGUGAAUGAAGAACCAGCAAAUGAAGAUAUGAAUGAAUCAGUGGAAGCUGACUUGAAGCACUCACAGGUAGAAGAGGAACGACAGUCUGUGAUCUGCUAUUCAAGGCACAGAGACGGCAACCAAGGGGUACAAUCUAGACAGGAAGAGGCUCGAUCAGCCAGCACUGAGAGUGAUUUCCACAGUCACAUGGACAUGAUGGAAGGGGAUGUUAUAGCCACAGCAGAGAAUGGCUACAAUGUUGAUAUAGUACAGGUGAAUGAGGAUGAGAGUACAUAUGAAGUGCAAUACAGGCCUGAGUCUGAAGAGUACACAGAACAUGCUGAAGCAGAGCAUGCUGAGGCUGUUCAUAAUCAAAUGCUGCCUGAUCAUGCCUGUUUCCACUUCACUGAACAUGAGGAAACCACGAAUGCAGUAUACUCAGGUUAUGUCUACGCUCACCAGCCCCUCCGCCAAGGAGAGGAUGAGCAGUAUGAUGAGCCCUAUGCUGACUACAGGAAGCAGGAGCAUGUGUAUGAGGAGAUAGGGGAUGUGCUGGACCUUGAUGUUAGGGAGGGGCUUCAGAUCUAUGAGUGGGAAAGGGAGGAAACUGACAACUAUCACAAGGAAGCUCUUGGUGCCCGCCUUCACUAUUAUGAUGAACGAUCUGAUGGAGAGUCAGACAGCCCUGAGAAAGAGGCAGAGUUUGCUCCAUAUCCAAGAAUGGACAGUUAUGAACAAGAGGAAGAUAUUGAUCAGAUUGUGGCAGAGAUGAAACAGAGUAUGAGCUCUCAGAGCUUGGGCAAGGCUGCUGAAGACAUGCUAGAGGCAGAGCAGACCUUGGAGCAGGCUCAUGCUCUCUCUGGCAGAGGGCACCAAAGCAAUGGUCAACUGUCAGCUGGCUCUAGGGCCUCAACCAACUCAGGAGUGUCAGUACAGCAGAGCAGAAAGGAAAAAAGGGAUGCAAUAUCACUGGCCAUCAAAGAUAUUAAAGAAGCUAUUGAAGAAGUGAAGACACGGACUGUUCGUUCUCCUUAUACCCCCGAUGAACCAAAAGAACCUAUCUGGGUGAUGAGGCAGGACAUUAGUCCAACCAGGAACUGUGAUGAUCAGAGGCCACUAGAUGGAUAUUCUCUAUCUCCUGAUUGCUCUUCACCCUGGGGUGCUGAACCAAGUAGGCAACAUCAUCAGGAUGUCUGGAGUACAGCAGAGACCUCCACUAAUAAAGAGUCCAGAAAAAGAUUGGCUUCGUUCCCAACAUAUGUUGAAGUUCCUGGAUCUUGUGAUCCUGAAGACUUGAUUGAUGGAAUAAUUUUUGCUGCCAAUUACCUCGGCUACACUCAAGUCCUUUCUGACAAAACUCCCUCCAAGAAUGUGAGGAUGAUGCAGGCACAGGAGGCUGUCAGCAGAAUCAAGAUGGCCCAGAAAUUAGCCAAAGGCAGGAAGAAGGCUCCAGAAGGUGAAUCUCAACCUGUGACUGAAGUGGACCUCUUCAUUUCUACACAGAGAAUAAAAGUAUUGAAUGCAGACACACAGGAAACUAUGAUGGAUCAUCCUCUGAGCACCAUUUCUUACAUUGCAGAUAUAGGGAAUAUAGUUGUCAUGAUGACUCGCAGACGAAUGCCACGAUCAAAUUCCCAGGACAGUGUGGAAGCAUCUCAUGCCUCAGAAGAUGGAAAAAGGCCAUACAAAAUGAUUUGCCACAUCUUUGAGUCUGAGGAUGCACAGCUGAUUGCACAGUCUAUAGGUCAAGCAUUUAGCGUGGCCUACCAGGAAUUUCUGAGGGCAAAUGGAAUCAAUCCAGAUGAUCUAAGCCAGAAGGAAUAUAAUGACUUGCUCAAUACCCAGGACAUGUACAAUGAUGACCUGAUUCAUUUUUCCAAAUCUGAAAACUGUAAAGAUGUUUACAUUGAAAAGCAAAAGGGAGAAAUUCUAGGUGUAGUGAUUGUGGAAUCUGGCUGGGGAUCCAUUUUGCCUACAGUUAUCAUAGCCAACAUGAUGCAUGGAGGACCAGCAGAGAAGUCUGGGAAACUAAAUAUAGGGGACCAGAUCAUGUCAAUUAAUGGGACCAGUUUGGUUGGCUUACCACUCUCAACAUGCCAGAGCAUUAUAAAGGGUUUGAAAAACCAAGACCAAGUUAAACUGAAUGUAGUUAGAUGCCCUCCAGUAACCACAGUCUUGAUCAAGAGACCUGACCUCAGAUACCAGUUAGGCUUCAGUGUACAGAAUGGGAUAAUUUGUAGCCUUAUGAGAGGAGGUAUAGCAGAGCGAGGAGGAGUGCGAGUUGGCCAUCGUAUCAUUGAAAUCAAUGGGCAGAGCAUUGUAGCAACACCUCAUGAGAAAAUUGUUCACAUUCUCUCAAAUGCUGUUGGUGAGAUUCAUAUGAAGACCAUGCCAGCUGCUAUGUACAGACUGUUGACUGCGCAAGAGCAACCAGUUUAUAUCUAA